CACCACUUCUCUGAAAACUCCAAAGAACUGACAGGUUUGACCUACAAACACACAAAACAGACAGACAUACAUGCAGGCUUCCUUUAACGCUUUGAGUCGGCUUUAAAAGGAACAGAUGGCUAAAAGUCAGAUUGCCUCAUCCAGUGGGUGAAUAGAGUGAUGUCUGAUAUACUGCAUUAAUCAGACUUUUUUUUUUUUUUUUUUUCUUGAAAUGAGUGAAACUAACAAUCAUCUAAAGUUGGUUUUUUAACUUGCUCACGGUCAACUCUUCUGACAUGGACUUUGUCUUGGUUUUCCCACUGAUACUUGCCUUCCUUUCCACUGGACAGAGUUACACGGAGGUGACCGAACAAACCAGUAAUUCAUGUUUUGAAAAGUGUCCAGCUGGAUAUCAUAAGAUUGGUAGCUGUGGGAAUCUAACUGGACAGUACAGAUGUCAAAAAUGUGGAAACAACGAAUACACAGAAAUACCAAACUUAAUAACAAAAUGCCAGAGGUGUGACUUGUGUAGUCAUAUUGAGAAGGAAAUAAAGUCCUGCUCCUUUAAUAGUAAUGUGGUAUGUGACUGUAAGGAUGGAUACUACAACGCAAACUCUAAAUCCAAAAUAAGGGAUUGCCGAGCAUGCAGCUCUGCAAGAUGUGGAGUGUCUGAUGUUAAUGAGGACUACAAAAGGAAGUGCAAUCCCUGCCAAAGGAAGGAGUGUUUGGCAUACCCAGAAUGUGAGAGGAAAUCUACCGCAAUUACAAUUCCUCCUUCUACGACUACAACCACGUCUUCAGCUACAUCUCCAAGAACCACAGCUUCAAACCCAACAUUGAAUUUGAACGAAAUGACCUGGCUGUUAGUCGUGGCGGUUAUGGGGACAGGUGUGGUGCUCCUUUGGCUCCUGCUCAUUAGGAACCAGCUCAGAUACCCAUACAGUUUUCCUUGCUGGAGUGUAAAUAAAGACCUGGAGCUGUCUGUCGAGGACCCCAAAUUUAACGAACAACGCAGUCAUCAAGUCAGCACCCCGACCACACUGACAUUUAAAGUAUCUGAGGAAACUCCCAUGAUGAAUCUCAGCUCCACCACACCAGAACAUGCAGCCCCCUGCAGUCCUGUGCUGCCAGACACUGAACACAAAGCUGACAGACGAGAUGAGCAAUUGGAGCACUGGCCGGCCAUCGUCCUCUACACAAUUAUCAAGGAGGUGCCCUUGCGUAGGUGGAAGGAGUUCUUGCGUCUGCUCUCGGUGGCUGAUCAGCAGCUGGAGCGGGUGGAGCUGGAGGCCGGUUUGGGUCUGGGCUCCAUGGAGAGGCAGUACCAGAUGCUGAGACUGUGGAGCCAGCGCUCCUCUGCGAGCCUGAAUGAUGUCUUCUCUGCCUUGCACUACAUGGAUUUAUCCGGCUGUGCCCAGCUGCUGCAGGAAAGCCUGGAGAAGCUGCAGUGUGGAGGCCUUAACUGAAGCACGGUUUCACAGCCUGCAGAAGUUACACUUAAAAUGGUUUCAAUGGGGCAAUGCAGGAUGAGGCUGCAUACCAUACUAUCAUAGAAUGAGAGACACCAGUGCUUCAACCUUCGGCGCCAGUGCAUAAGACUAGAAACUUCAAGUCCUUGGAAAGUACAUAAAUAACUGUAGCUACUACAUGGUGCAACCACAGAACACUGCAAUUAUGUUACAAAUGACCCAUACUGAGUAAUGCAGAUGUUUUGUAUAUUACAAUCUAGCUAAGAGCUAAAUGGCAUUAUGGAGCACUGUGGAGAUCAUGACAGGCCCCACUACAAUUAGUUUACUUCCUCUUUUCCUUUCUUUUAAUGGGUAAAUGUCAUCAAAUGUACUCAAGAUAAGUGUAUAAUAUUUCCUUUUGUGAGUCUUUAUUAAGUUGAGCUUUAUUUUACCUCCAAACUCACACUUAAAAUGCAGAAUGUACAUAUAGACAAUAAUGGAUUUGUUGCAGUGCAGAGUCAGCUGCAGAACUGGCACUUGGAUCAUUAAGUGGCUUGCUUAAAUGCAUGUAACAACAACAACACCACCAGUUGCAUUCUUAAGGACAUCAUGGAAAAAGAUGGCCUAACCCUAAACUCACCCUAACACCCAGGCUGAACUCUAGUAAUCUAGUAGGUGGGGAAGUCUCCUUUAAUAUGCUAUACUGCCAGAAUACCACUUAACCUACAGCUUCGCGUGUGGCAUCUCCAACAGUGGAAGGCUGUGGUUUUACAGCAGAGUGCAAAUGUAAAUAUGUUACUGUAUAAUUGUAUAUGUGUGUGAAGGUUGAGGUAGCGCUGAAAAAGUUCCUUGUUUGAACUCUCAAGAUUAUUUUUCUACCUCCAAAUAUCCAAAUUGGUGCUUGGCUUUUUAAUUUUUUGAUAUUUAACUAAUCAAAGUGAAAAGUCUUAUUCAGUUUGAUUAUUUAAACUAUGAACAUUUCAGGGCACAUUUAUGAUGUAAGAGCAGCACAGCUGCAGAUCAGUUCACCACGUCUGACAUUUCCUUCAUCUCGUUUGAAGGUCUGCUCUAAUAACCCAGCCACUGACUCUUGUUACGCACCCUCGCAAAGGAAGAAAACUGAAAUCCCCGCAGGACGUCAGAUGUUCAGUUUCCUGCAAAUAAAUGGUGUCAAUGUGAAGUAGGCUGGGUUUUUCCUCACCACACGUAUUCGUCCAAACUGUUGGUUUCCUGUUAUGGGGUUAGGUAUCUCAUUUUGAGAGUGUUUGUGUGUCAAUUCAGUUACUAACAGUAAAGGAGUUGGACUUUCCAAUUAUUGGAGUUUAUUUAUCAGUGUUUUACUAUGAAUCUAGGUCUGUGGUUUCUGGCUUUGGGAGACACGUGUGUGCCUUUUUUUUUAAUUAUUAUUUUCUGAAACUACUUAUGGAUGCUUGCACCUUUUUGUUACAAAACUAAAUGAGUGGAUAAUCAUACUGAUGGAAUUUUAUCCUUGUAGUCACCUGUGGUGCAAAUGUAUGUUAGUAUACUACUGUGAGGAGCCUGUGUCAAGUGUCACUAUACAUUAUGUCAUGAAUAAAAUUCUUGGCCACAA
Messenger RNA from Micropterus salmoides (largemouth bass), 3018 nucleotides. RefSeq names its product tumor necrosis factor receptor superfamily member 1A. Lineage: Eukaryota; Metazoa; Chordata; Actinopteri; Centrarchiformes; Centrarchidae. Gene Ontology annotation, cellular component: plasma membrane. The transcript has 10 exons. Gene Ontology annotation, biological process: signal transduction. The record is from RefSeq and is a predicted model, not a curated record. Gene Ontology annotation, molecular function: protein binding. The coding region runs from base 276 to 1445 and encodes 389 amino acids.